Molecule: messenger RNA, 1655 nt
Organism: Pseudo-nitzschia multistriata
Lineage: Eukaryota; Bacillariophyta; Bacillariophyceae; Bacillariales; Bacillariaceae
Source: the annotation of a GenBank genome assembly
GUUCUUUCCGUGGUUUUGCAACAGGACUGCUAGCACCGUCCUGUACUGCCGUGCCCACAAGGGCAUCGUUGCUGGCAUCGCGGUGCAGGUUGGUGUCCCGAAUCGCCUCUUCCGACCGCGUACAAGGACAGGAAAGAAGACUCUGCCACGGGUGUUGUUCGAAAGACUAGACCUCGCAGUGGCGGCAACCAGCAAAGGUAUCGUAUCGUAUCGUUCGGGAUACCAAUCAAAUUAAACGAAACCCAACCCGGUCGCUGGCCCCGCUCGUUUCGCAUCGCAUCGCAUCGAAACAAGCGCAUUGCAUUCGCCGCGUCGAUCGAUCGACCAAACCAGAAGGCAACGCCGCAAUGCAGACCAUCCCGUGGCGUCUCGCGGGGGUGCUGCUGCUGCUAGAGCUGCUGUCGGUGGGGGCAGGGGACGACGGGGCUGCCUCCGAAUCGCUCCGCUCCCGGAACCGAAACCAGCAGGAGCACCAGCACCAGCAACAGCAAAAGCAGCAACAGCACCAGCAAAAGCAACAGCAGCGGGCGGAGAAGGACGCCCCACCGGACCCUGCGCCGCAGCGCCCGGUGCCGCGGUCCAACCCGCGGGAAAAAAGGGGGAUCGGCACCAAGGGAAAGACCGUCCGCGUCGUGCACCGGACCGGGGGGGUCACCUCGUCGACCGGCGAUCGCGACCGCGACCGCGGCGGCCUCCCGGGGGAGGACCCCAAGCAGCGGGCGCUGGGGGCCCCUUCCGCAACGGGGGCUUUUCCCGGACCGCCGGACCCGGGAGCGGAAGGGGACGCAAGAACCAGAACCAGCGCAAGAACCAGCGCGGUCGCCACCGCAAGCGCAAGCGCACGCCCCUCCCCCCACCGGGAACACGCGGAGGGAGCGACCCUUUCCGCGAGGCCGGCGGCGACGCGCGGGGGAGCAGCGCUCCGGUCGUGACUCCCCGGAGCCGGAACCUUUUCCGGCACCGGUGGACGGACGCCGGGUGGCAAGCUUCCCCGGGGGACGCCGGCCGGGACGCGAAGGGCAUCGGAAACCAAGCCGAAACGGGUCGAGCCGCGUCGAGUCGAGAACACACAACGAUCGGUGGGAAGGGGAACCCCUCGGGGAAUCAACUCCCCCGGGGGUGCUGCACAACGAGUGGGAACACCGCGAUUGGAAAAAUAGUCGAAUCGAUUCGAUUCGAGACGAGACGAGACCAAUAGAAUCGAAUCGAAUCGAGUCAAAUCGCAUCGCAUCGCAUCGCAUCGAAACGACACCAGGAAACCAAAACAUCCGGCGCCGUCUCUGGAGGGAGGGGGAAGGGAGGAACCUCCGUUCCGUGUGCGGGAGCAGCGCCCCACCCCGUUGGAGAAAGUCUCGUUGCAGCGCAAUCGCCAUUGGCGUGGUGCUGUGUGGCGGGCUCUCCCGGACGGACGGAGGCAGUGCAUGCUGCGGCGCAGCGAACGAAUCGUUCGUUCGGAGGCCCGGGAGAGCGACGCGGGCGGCGGAAACAAACGACCAUUCCAUUCGAUGGAUCCAUCCAAAAUUUGUGAUGUGUUGUGUUGUGUUGUGUUGUGUUGUGUUGUGCGUUGCGUAGCACACUGGCACACGGUCCAACGAAACGAAACGAAACGCAGCAGCAGCACGCAUUUGCAGUUGCAUUGCGAGUAAGCCAUGUGG